Aspergillus ochraceoroseus IBT 24754 is the source of this 1684-nucleotide messenger RNA. RefSeq names its product ubiquinol--cytochrome-c reductase subunit 2. Gene Ontology annotation, cellular component: mitochondrion. Lineage: Eukaryota; Fungi; Ascomycota; Eurotiomycetes; Eurotiales; Aspergillaceae. The coding region runs from base 110 to 1480 and encodes 456 amino acids. The record is from RefSeq and is a predicted model, not a curated record. The transcript has 4 exons. Gene Ontology annotation, molecular function: metal ion binding.
CCGUCUUCUGCCCUCCCUCCUCUCCCACCACCACCCUUCCUGUUGCUGCAAAGCCCUCACCGGCUUCUCACGCUUCUCUCCUCCAGAUUAUCCUCCCACACAUGCGAUAAUGCUUUCGCGGUCUACCAUCAGUCGAAAUGCGCCCCGUGCGCUCCAGAGCGCUGCCAGCCGUCGGGCCAUGGCCUCUGCUGCGACCCCCGGUCUUCAGUUCGAUGUCUCUGAGUCUGCUGGCGUGAAGGUUGCCAACACGGAACCUGCUGGUCCUACUGGCACCCUGGCUCUGGUUGCAAAGGCGGGUUCCCGCUACCAGCCCUUGCCUGGCUUCUCCGAUGCCCUCGAGCACUUCGCUUUCCAGUCUACACUCAAACGUUCAGCCCUGCGGAUCACCCGGGAGGUUGAGCUUCUGGGCGGUGAAUUUUCCUCGACACACUCGCGUGAAAACAUUGUCCUCCAGACCAAGUUCCUUGCAAAUGAUCUUCCCUACUUUGUGGAAUUGCUGGCAGAGGUUGCUUCUCAGACCAAAUUUACCGGCUACGAGUUGGAUGAGGUCGUUUCCAAGCUCCUGAAGCUCAGGCAGCAGGCCCUGGCGGCCAACCCUGAGGCUGUUGCUGUUGAUGCUGCUCACGGUCUGGCUUUCCACCGCGGCCUGGGCGAGAGCGUCAGCCCCUCGACCACCGCCCCCCUGAACAUUUCCGCCGAGGCUCUCGCUGAGUUUGCCCAGCAGGCCUACGCCAAGCCUAACAUUGCUCUCGUCGGCAGCGGUGUCAACUCUGCUGAGCUCUCUAAGUGGGUUGGCGAUUUCUUCAAGGGUCUCCCCAGCUCUGGCACCUCCAGCCAGUACCAGCUCAAGCCCACCACUGCCUCCAAGUACUACGGUGGUGAGCAGCGUAUCUCCUCCAAGGCUGGCAACGCUGUUGUGAUUGCCUUCCCUGGCUCUGGUGCUGCCGGCACUGCUGCCUACCAGCCCGCUGCUUCCGUCGUCGCUGCCCUGCUUGGUGGUGAGUCCACUAUCAAAUGGACCCCCGGCUUCUCUCUCCUGUCCCAGGCCACCCAGGGCUUCUCUCAGGUCCGCGCCUCGACCAAGAACUAUGCCUACUCCGACGCCGGUCUCCUUGCCGUCACCCUUAGCGGAAAGGCCGACCAGGUCGCCUCUGCCAGCAAGAGCGUCGUCGACGCCCUUAAGAAGGCCGCCGCCGGUGAGGUUGCCAGCGAGGAAAUCAAGAAGGCUGUUGCGCUCGCCAAGUUCCGUGCCCUUGAGUCCGCCCAGACCCUCGAGACCGGUCUCGAGGCCACUGGCUCUGCUCUCAUCAACGGCAGCAAGACCGUCCAGAUCAGCGAGGUUGCCCAGAGCUUCGAUGGUGUGACCGAGGCCCAAGUCAAGGAGACCGCCAAGUCUCUCCUCUCCGGCAAGGCCUCCGUCGCCACUGUUGGAGACCUCUUCCAGCUCCCCUACGCCGAGGACCUGGGCCUGACCGUCUAAGAGUUUUCCUCCAACCACGCACGCCCCACGAACCCUCAAAACCAAUGUACACAAUACAUGCUAGACUGGCUUGAUUGAAGAAAGAAGGAAGAGAGAAAGGGAGGGGGGAAAAAAAAAAAUAUUUACAAAGCGUCGCUGCCAACUUCUCAUGUGUCUAGAUAAAUCUCCGCAGAUAUCUCUUUCUCUUUUUUUUUUUUUUUUUUU